Aspergillus ibericus CBS 121593 is the source of this 988-nucleotide messenger RNA. RefSeq lists its product as uncharacterized. The coding region runs from base 286 to 783 and encodes 165 amino acids. The record is from RefSeq and is a predicted model, not a curated record. The transcript has a single exon. Lineage: Eukaryota; Fungi; Ascomycota; Eurotiomycetes; Eurotiales; Aspergillaceae.
AGACAUCAAGAAUACGACGCCCCUCGCUUUAACUGUUGGCCUACCCGCAGAUGUAGAUAUGUUGGCAAUAGAAGGCCCUCUCUACCUUAGGCAACGGAUGGCCCACAGAUUGGAUGCAUGCAAGAUUCACAACUAUCCCCGAAGCAGGCUAGCGCAUUGAGUUGUUUGACAUCUGCGGUAGUGUUUCCGGCAAGCAAUAUGCAACCCAGGUAAGCAGUGGUUUUCCAGACCCACAAGUGAUAAUCAAAUCAUGCGCGAUCAGUGUCGGAGAAGUGUAUCACCUGCAUGCAGUAUGCCUCUGUCAGAUAUAUGCUGCGAGAUGGAGGCGACAUAUAUCUGAUUGAUCAACAGUCAUAUGCAAUAGAAGAACUGAAGAAAAUGAACGAUAACUUUAGUGAGUCUUGCUUUAUCAGGACCCAGAUGAAAGCUCGACGAAGUCAACAGGCCCGUGUUGUGAGAUCGACUUUUAGCCGGUCAAUCUUGUCGCCGCUUCUCACGAUGCCUGCAGAUACUGAACGUAUCGCUUUUUUGCACUUGAGGAGAUCCAAUCCGAGGCUUGAUAGGCAGUCAACAGCAACAAAUGCUGCCUGCAAGUCACAUUGUCUCCUCAUACUCUGGACGAUGGUUGUUCCGAUCCGACCCCGCCAGGCAGUGACGACCAAUCAGCAUCUCUGCGGGCCUUGCCGGCAGCAUUCGGGGCCAGUUCUGGAAGCCGAGGCAGUAGAUAAGACAAGCUCAUCGGCAUCCAGCAUCCGGUCCGCCUCCAUUCCUCACGACCCAUGAAAUCCCAAGCAUACAGAAGCAAGCGAAGAAAGAUGUCCAAGUUAUCUCAUCAACUCAAGGCGCUGAUCAACGCCCCGGCAGCACGCCCCAAUACUGUGCCCGCGCCGCGCAACAUCCAGUCCGUGUACAAGAAGAUCCAACAAAGCGCAAAAUCCCAGAACCUCUCCCAACCAUCAUGGCUCGCUCUAUCGGUCAGUGUCCCACA